Dracunculus medinensis (Guinea worm) is the source of this 1383-nucleotide messenger RNA. Lineage: Eukaryota; Metazoa; Nematoda; Chromadorea; Rhabditida; Dracunculidae. The record is from the annotation of a GenBank genome assembly.
AUGUUUUGGGGCAUUAUUUUGCUUACCUUGUCGCUAAAUUUAUUUGCCAAAUGCCAGACGAACAUCAGUCAAACAGAGCGUCAGUUAACUUUGGCAGCUUCAUUUCAUGAAAAUAAAGUAGACGCUGAUGAGCCAACAAUCGUUACGCUAGGACCACCACGAAAUGGAAUUCAAAGAGCUUUAAUUGAUGAAGUCCCUUACAGUAAUGCAGAACUUCAACCAAUCUUUUCACUUUCAGUUGACGAAAAUCAUCGUGAAAUUGCUGCAUAUGAUGACAAUUUCGUUGAUCCAAUACGAGAAGAUCCUUUAAUCAUUCCGCGAUUAUAUCGUAAUGAAACAACUACAAAAACGAUAAGUCGAAUAACGACAUCUCGAUCAUUCGUAUCAACUUCAAGCCCAAGUCUACUCCAACUCCAAGCAAGAACACUACAAAUUCCAGAAUCAUCUCGUCAUAUAGUUCAACAAUCUGUCGCUGCUUCAACUCCACCUCCAAUCAUUCAUGAUCGUCAAUCAAGCAUUGCCUCUAGAAUACCGACAGUUGAACUACCAACUAUUAUAGCCACAACGAUAUUACCAGUAAGAAAAGAAAGGCCACAGCCAAGGCCAGCUCAAAGCUUACUUCCAAGGCGGCCGCCAAGCCUUAUUAGACCUCGUCCACAACCUCCAAGAGAACCACCGCGGAUUAAUCUGCCAACAAUUACGAGACGAUUUUCAACACAACCACCUCCUGCUCAAAAUCUUCGAACUGGAGGUAAUUUGCACCUUUUUAUCCAAGCAACUCGUCUUAAUGCUAUCAUAUCAAGCUUAGAAUGUCGAGCAUCGAUUUUCUACAUAUCUGCGCCUGUGCAAAAUACUAUCGCAAGGUCAAGAUUCACGCAUUAUGCGAUAACUAUAUCCGUUGAUCAGUGUGCUAGGACUUGCCAUGAAUUCAAUUGUGCAGUGGCUCAUUACAGCCCGACAACUGGUAAUUGCCAGUUCAUUCCAUCGACAGCUUUUGCUGUACAAGAAGGCCAGUGUCCUCGUUGGCCACAUUCUUACUAUAGCUUAUCUAGAAAUGACGACCGGAAUUUUUAUGGUCCGAGAGUGCCACUGGAUUCAUUUACUGUAAGUUCGCUUGGUGUCAAAACUUCGAACACUCAAGAUGCAAAGAAUGUUACGAAUGCUACUGAACUUGAUAAAACAAAUUCAAUGCUUGUUUCAAUGAAUGUUGCAGGCAUAAAGAAAGAAGAUGAAAAAGAAAACCAAGGAGCCAAAGCGGUGGACACCUCAGAUAAUAAACCACUUCGAAUACUUACCCGAGGAUCUGGAAGAUCUUCAACUAACCUCGACGCAUUAAAAUGGCACUCUACAAUAGAUACAAAGACACUGAACGAAUUCCAGUAG